GUAAAAGAUGCUAUCGAUUUGUUUACACUACGACGUCAUGCUGUAAAAAUUAUUAGUAAAUUAGGUGUAAGAAAAAUUCCCGGUGGUUGGAAUCAAGCAUUGCAUGAAGCAAGUUUAAUGCGAAGAUUAUCUGCUUGUCGACAUGUUGUAUCAUUAGUUAUUGUAUUACGUUUAGCCAAUCCUGAUCGAUUAUGUUUAGUUAUGGAACAUUGUCUUGGUUCUGUACAUGAUUUACAAGCAUCCGGUGUACCAUCGCAUACAGCUAUCAGUUCGGAUGAUAAUGAAUUUGAAUCAAGCGAAUUCAAUGUCCAAUCAUCCAAUAUGAAAUUUAAUGAAAAUAUUACAAAAAAUCAAAUUAAAAAAACUAAUGAAUCUCCUGUAAAAUUGAAUAAAUCUCGUCUAUUUCAUCCUAGAUUAUCAAUGAUAUCAACACAGAAUAAUCAAGAGACAGAUGUAAAAUUAGAUAAAUUAAAAAAUCGUAAAGUAUCCUCUGUAGAACAAUCAACCGGUAAACGUAAAUCUUCUCAUCAACAACAACAACAACAGCAGCAACAACAAUUUCGUCGACUUUCUGAAGCACAAGCACAUGCUUAUUUUAUACAG
This is a messenger RNA of Schistosoma turkestanicum, 603 nucleotides long. The record is from the annotation of a GenBank genome assembly. Lineage: Eukaryota; Metazoa; Platyhelminthes; Trematoda; Strigeidida; Schistosomatidae.